Humulus lupulus (European hop) is the source of this 1071-nucleotide messenger RNA. RefSeq lists its product as uncharacterized. The record is from RefSeq and is a predicted model, not a curated record. NCBI's taxonomy places the organism in Eukaryota, Viridiplantae, Streptophyta, Magnoliopsida, Rosales, Cannabaceae. The transcript is spliced from 3 exons. Gene Ontology annotation, molecular function: protein kinase activity. The coding region runs from base 1 to 1071 and encodes 356 amino acids. Gene Ontology annotation, biological process: protein phosphorylation.
AUGGCGCAGUGCACUACUCGGUUGGAGGCAGAGGAGAGAGCUAAGGGAAAGACCCCUGCUGCUGAUGCUAAGGCUGAUCCUCCGGCUGAUAAGAACGCUCCUCAUCUAGAAGACCCUCCUGCUCCCCAGUCAUUCUCUUUUUAUCUCACACUUUGUGCAGGACUCGAGCACAUGCACAAUUUAGAUCCACCAUAUGCUCAUAAUGAUGUCAAGCCUGGUAAUGUCCUCAUAACUCAUGGGAAAGGACAACCACCACUAGCCAUAUUGAUGGAUUUUGGCAGUGCUCACCCUGCAAGGAGGCAGAUUCAACCUCAUUCUGAGGCACUACAAUUAUGUAAGGAGCUGAAGCUAAAUCAUCUAAUUUUUGCUGAUGAUGUACUUCUGUUCUGCAAUGGGGAUUAUAAGAGCAUCUGUUAUCUACUACAGGGCCUCAAAUUAUUUUCGCAAACAUCAGGACUACAGCCUAAUUCUUCGAAGUCUGCACUAUUCUACAGUGGGAUGAGCUCUAAUGAGGUGCAGCGCAUUCUGGAAGUAUCAGGUUUUAGGAAGAGUGAGGUACCGUUCAAUUAUUUAGGUGUACCCAUCUGUCCUAAGCGCAUCUCUGCUAAGGAAUGUACCUUGCUAGUGGAUAAAAUGACUACUAGGAUCAGGUCUUGGAGCACAAGGAAUAUUUAUUUUGCAGGGAGGGCAGUCUUGAUUAACUCUGUUCUCCUCUCAAUUCAGUCCUACUGGAGUCAAAUUAUGUUGCUGCCUAGGAAGGUGAUUAAAGAGAUUGAAGCUAUAUGCCGAGCAUUCUUGUGGACAGGUAAACAGGUGAUGGUUGGAGCAGGGCAAAUAGCUUGGGAUAGCCUGUGCAAGCCUAAAGUAGCAGGAGGUAUAGGCAUCAAGAAAAUUUCUGAAUGGAACAAAGCUGCUAUGUUUAAAUAUGUAUGGGCAGUAGCAGCCAAAGAAGACAAUUUGUGGGUUAGAUGGGUGCAUAGUGUGUACAUAAAAGGUGGAGUAUGGUGGGAUUACAUUGCACCAGCUCAUGGCGGCUGGUAUUGGAGGAAGGUUGUAGCAGUUAAAGAGUAA